Molecule: messenger RNA, 7120 nt
Organism: Oncorhynchus keta (chum salmon)
Lineage: Eukaryota; Metazoa; Chordata; Actinopteri; Salmoniformes; Salmonidae
Product: zinc finger protein 589-like
Exons: 3
Coding region: 454-2091 (545 amino acids)
Biological process (GO): regulation of transcription by RNA polymerase II
Molecular function (GO): RNA polymerase II cis-regulatory region sequence-specific DNA binding; DNA-binding transcription factor activity
Source: RefSeq, a predicted model, not a curated record
ACAUUCUUCCAUGAGCUGACUAACCGCAUUUUUGCUUGUAACAAUUUUGAGCUCAAAUGAUAGGCAAAGCGAAAUACCAAGGAAGCUGUUGUCUUUUCUAUAUUCCACCGGCCUGCACCUACUGGUGUGAGGCUAUUAUUAAUUCGCAUUCCGACCUGAGAAAGACAGCAAUUCACAGUACAUCAUCUAGUCUGCCGGAAACGCACAAGACGACGAAGAAGACAGCAGAUAGUCUGCUGGAAACUCACAGGAAGAAAAAUAAGUCAACGGAAGUGAAGUGACCAAGAACAAUUUCCACGUUAACGUUUUUAUUUAGACGUUUAUUAAAACCCUGGAACUUAAAAUGACUAAUUUAACUGCACAUCAUCAUAUACUUACCGCAUGUAAUGUCUAAUUCGGGUUAAGGACUUGGUUGAUAGAUGUUAUCUAGGUAAUGCUAGCUAACUGCUAACAAUGGCUAACUGUAUGGUUUUUCACACUCAAAUAGCCUCCAUCAUGGAGGUGCUAGCAAAUGCUGCGGUGGCAGAGAUCUGUAAACUAGUAGACGAUGACUAUGCAGUGUUUCGUUUGGAAAUAACUCAAAGCCAGAAAGAAAACAGGGCAUUGCGGAGGAAACUACUGGAACUGAAGGUGGCACGGGAGUGCGCAGAGAGAACAACACGAGAGCGCGUCCUCGCCAGUAGUGUCAAGAUCCUCGACCGAUACAGAGGAAUGGCAAGAGGUGAAGAACAUGUCACUGGAGGACACAGGAUCUUUGUGAAGCCAGUGGGACAUAAUACACUGAGAGAUGAUAAACCAAUCACUGUUGAUGAGGGGAGUGGAACCUCAACCCAGCACAUUAUCAUGAUAGAGUCUGCAGAGGUUGCAGGUCUUGGAAUCAAGCACGAGAUGUCUGAAGGAGAGGAGGACCCACUGCACAGCAAAGAAAUCCAGACUGUAGAGACUGGACCACCCCUUGUAGCUACGGAGGACCCCACCACCACCCCAGCACAGCCCAGGAUCAGAAGCAGCAUCACGGAAGUCAGUGGAAGGCCAGAUGCCGUCCUCAAGUCAGAGACAGACACCAAGACUUUAACUGUAACACAAAGGCAUUUACACAGAGAGAGACAGGGGCUGGGGAGGCUGGGCUGUCCUCCUGCUCCCAGCUCAGAGUAUUUACUUUACGAUAACCCGAGCCCGGUUCAUUCCCAUCGAGACUCAGGUGACGAGACUGGCAAUGAACCAUCUUGUUCUUACACUACAGAGAUGGACCCUGGCACGCCCUUGGGUUUAGAGACACAAACUGGUCCAUCUAGAGGUGAUUGGAACCGGUACAGUGGUAGUGUAUACUCUGAAGGGUGCCUAGAUAAGAAAGGGGAGGGUCUGAUCGUAGAUGAUGUGAAAGUGGAGGGCGAUGUUCCUCCCACAUGGAAUGCAGAUAGUCACCUUGGAGACGGACACUCACAAGGCAGAGAUUUCUUAGACAGCAGGGAAAGCUUAAAGACAAAUCUAAAUGUCGCAACCCACUCCCCUUUACAGGCGUUCAGGGAUCGCAACCCAGUGUCCACGUCGAUGGGGCCUUCUGAUUCACGCGGCCGCGUUCUUUUCGAUCAGGUAUUGAACUCAAACGACCGGGCUAGAGCCCAGGCUCAGGGAGGGGGAGCUACAUCAGGCAAUAGUAAAGAGAAAAGGUUCCUCUGCAUGUUUUGUAGCAAAGGCUUCAGUUGCUCCCAAAAGGUGGAGAUCCACCAGAGGGUCCACACAGGGGAGAAACCCUUCAGCUGCCCCCAGUGUCACUUGCGCUUCGCAGAGGCUGGCAACCUGAAGAGGCACCAGAGGGUCCACACAGGGGUGAAACCCUUCAGCUGUACCCAGUGUCACAUGCCCUUCGCCCAGGCUGGCAGCCUGAAGAGACACCAGAGGGUUCACACAGGGGAGAAACCCUUUAGCUGCUCUCAGUGUGAGAAGAGGUUCUCACGCCAGCACCAGCUUAAGAUCCACCUGAAGGUCCACACAGGAGAGAGACCAUUUACCUGUACUCACUGCGGAAAGAGGUUCUCAGAGAGGAGCUGCCUCAGGAUACACCAGCAGAAAAACCAUUCCACUCUAUAACAUAGGAAGUAACCAUUCCACCCAAUAUCUGAUGUUUAGAUUUCAGCGUUUAAUAUUCCUGGGUAGAAUAUUGCAUCCAGACAUGGUGUAAAAUAAAGGCAUAUAUAUACAGUCCCUUCAGAAAGUAUUCACACCCCUUGGCUUUUUCCACAUUUUGUUGAUACAAAGUGGAAUUAAAAUGGAUUUAAUUGUCAAUGAUCUACACAAAAUUGAAUUUCUUACAUUUGUUUAAAAAAAUAAAAAUAACUAUCUUUAUUAGCUUAGUAUUCAACCCUCCGAGUCAAUACAUGUUAGAAUCACCUUUGGCAGCGUAAUCGCUGUAAGCCCUUUCCACACCUGGUUUGUGCAACGUGUGGCGAUUUUAUUAUUCUCAAAAUUCGUCAAGCUCUGUCAAAUUGGUUGUUGAUCAUUGCUCGACAACAAUUUCAGGUCCUUCGCUCCAUUCUGUUAUUUUUUUUUUAUCCUGAUAAACUCCCCAGUCCUUAACGAUUACAAGCAGACAUAAGCCUAGGAAGAGUAGUGUGAAUAUUGUAUAUCUUUUUAAAAAUGAUUUUGAUUGUUUCUUUUUGCAUUUUUAUAUUUUUGUUUUGGCUGCUCUAGGGUUUGAUCACUAUAUCCUGUAGUUUUGACUCUUAAAGUUGCAGGAUCGUAAAUGAAGUAUUUUGGCUUGAUAGCUUGCUGGCUGUUUGUUUAAUCUGUUUGGAAAUAUUACAACAAGGACUGCAUGCUGUGUCCAGAGGUAACAGAGAAAGUUCCAGUUAAAGCUCCUAACCAAGGGGUUGAAUACUUAGUGGCAAGAAAAAGUUUGUUAACCCUUUGGAAAUACCUGAAUUCCUGCAUAAAUUGGUCAUAAAAUUUGAUCUGAUCUUCAUCUAGGCCACAACAAUAGACAAAUGGUCUGCUUAAACUAAUAACACACAAACAAUGAUACGUUUUCAUGUCUUUGAGCACAAUGUAAACAUUCACAGUGCAGGGUGGGAAAAGUGAAGCCUUGGAUUUAAUAACUGGUUGACCAUCCUUUGGCAGUUUUCUGUAGUUGCGGAUCAGACCUGCACAACGGUCAGAAGGAAUUUUUCACCAUUCCUCUUUACAAAACUGUUUCAGUUCAGCAAUAUUCUUGCGAUGUCUGGUGUGAACUGCUCUCUUGAGGUCAUGACACAGCAUCUCAAUCGGGUUGAGGUCAGGACUCAGGUCAGUCAUAUUUUCAUCUGUUGAAGCAAUUCUGUUGUUGAUUUACUUCUGUGUUUUGGGUCGCUGUCCUGUUGCAUCACCCAACUUCUGUUGAACUUCAAUUGGCAGACAGCCUAACAUUCUCCGACAAAAUGUAUUGAUAAACUUGGGAAUUCAUUUUUCCAUUGAUGAUAGCAAGCUAUCCAGGACCUGAGGCAGCCCCAAACCAUGAUGAUCCCUCCACCAUACUUUACAGUUGGGAUGAGGUUUUGAUGUUGGUGUGCUGUGUGUUACUUCCAAACAACUCAACUGUAGUUUCAUCUGUCCACAGAAUAUUUUGUCAGUAGCGCUGUGGAACAUCCAGAUGCACUUUUGCAAACUUCAGACGUGCAGCAGUUUUUUUUGGACAGCAGGGACUUCUUAUGUGGUGUCCUCCCAUGAACACAAUUCUUGUUUAGUAUUUUACUUAUCGUAGACUAGUCAAUAGAGAUGUUCCAGAGAUUUCUGUAAGUCUUUAGCUGACACUAGGAUUCUUAACCUCGUUGAGCAUUCUGCUCUGUGCUCUUGCAGUCAUCUCUGUAGGACGGUCACUCCUAGGGAGAGUAGCAACAAUGCUGAACUUUCUCAAUUUAUAGACAAUAUUUCUUACCAUGGACUAAUGAACAUCAAGGCUUUUAGAGAUACUUUUGUAUCCCUUUCCAGCUUUAUGCAAGUCAACAUUUCUUAAUCUUAAACAAAAGAGAUCUCAGAAGACUUAAGGUAUGGUUCACAUCAGGCAAUGCUUCUUGUGAAUAGUAAACUACAUUUUUUUGGAUUUUUUUUUAGGGUAGAGCAGCUCUCACCAACAUCUCCUUGAUUUGACUCCAGGUUGGCGGACUCCUGACUCCAAUUAGCUUUCGGAGGAGUCAUUAGCCUAGGGGUUCACAUACUUUUUCCAACCUACACUGAACGUUUAAAUCUUGUAUUCAAUAGACACAAAAAAUACAAUAAUUUGUGUUAUUAGUUUAAGCACACUGUUUAUUGUUGUGACUUAGAUGAAGAACAGAACAUUUGAUGACCAGUUUAUUCAGAAAUCCAGGUAAUUCCAAAGGGUUCACAUACCUUUUUCUUACCACUGUAGCAGAGAAAGUUCAGGGAGUGCACCUAACCACUGCCAAGAUGUGGCUUUUCAGCAGCGGUGGCAUCACCCAGGUGGGUGCUACAUUCCUGUCAAUGGAGGACCAGGACCAGUACCAGAGAAGCAGCUCCAAUGGAGUGACUGACCAUUCAGAGAAGCAGGUGCGGUGGCCUGUUUUCUUUCAGACUGUCUUUGUUUCACCUUGGCUGUUCCCUCUACUGAACCUCCACUGCCUUUCCACUGACCCUAAAGUCCAAACUGCCUCAACUUCAUCUCAAGCUGCCUGAAUCUUUCAAUCUCGAUCAUUUACAUUUGUUUGACUAUUUAUACGCUUUGAGUCUUUGAAAAGCACUAUACUAGUUCAAAAAUGUAUUCAUAUCUGUAACCCAAGUAUUCAUAGUAGGUUGGGUCUACAUGUUAAUGUUCUUAAAUUGUUUGAGCCAUUUAAUUAAGAGGACCACAAUGGAAAUACGUUUUCAAACUUGUCAUCCUCGAUUACUUUAAAAUGCGUUAUCCAGAUGCGUGGUUGAAUGGAUUUAAAUGUUCAAAUAAAUCUAACAUGAUGCAGCCACCACUAUGCUUGAAAAGAUGGAGAGUAGUACUCACUGUGUUGUAUUUGCCCCAAACAUAACUGUAUUCAGGAAAAAGUGAAUUGCUUUGCCACAUUUUUUUGCAGUAUUACUGUAGUGCCUUGUUGCAAACGGGAUGCAUGUUUUUUGGUCUGUACAGGCUCUCUUUUCACUGUGCCAAUUAGGUUAGUAUUGUGGUGUAAUUACAAUGUUGAUCCAUCCUCCGUUUACUAUCACAGCCAUUAAACUCGAACUCUUUUAAAGUCACCAUUGGCCUCGUGAAAUCCCUGAGCGGCUUCCUUCCUCUCCGGCAACUGAGUUAGGAAAGAUGCCUGUAUCUUUGUAGUGAAUGGACGUAUUGAUACACCAUCCAAUGUAUAUACUGUAUUUUAUACCAUCCAUUGCAUCUUGCCUAUGCCGCUCGGUCAUCGCUCAUCCAUAUAUUUAUAUACCACCCCUUAGAUGUGUGUAUUAGAUAGAUGUGGAAUUGUUAGGUGUUACUGCACUGUCGGGACUAGAAGCACAAGCAUUUCGCUACACUCAAUAACAUCUGCUAACCAUGUGUAUGUGACCAAUAAAAUUUGAUUUGAAGUGUAAUGAAUAACUUCACCAUGCCCAAAGGGAUAUUCAAUAUUUGCUUUUUUAAAUGAUUGAAAUUUAAUUUGACAUCUACCAAUCGGUGCCCUUCUUCGUAAGGCAUUCGAAAACCUCCCUGGUCUUUAUGGUUGAAUCUGUGUUUGAAAGUCACUGCUUAACUGAGAGACAUUACAGAUAAUUGUAUGUGGGGGUACAGAGAUGAGGUACCCCACAUACAUUACAGAUAAUUGUCUCAGUUCAAAAGCCAUGUUGAACACUUAUUACACACGGAGUGAGUCCAUGCAACUUAAGCACAUUUUUACUCCUGAACUUAUUUAGACUUGACAUAACAAAGGGGUUGAAUACUUAUUGACUCAGGACACUUCACCUUUUUAGAUUCUAAUGAAUGUGUUAGUGUGUAGGCCAGUGACAAAAAUAUAUAUACAAUUUAGUCCAUUUUAAAUUCAGGCUGUAACACAACAAAAUGUGGAAAAAGUCAAGGUGUGAAUACUUUCAGAAGACACUGUAAGCCUAAAAAAAGUUUACAUUUAUCUACAUCUAAAGCAAUGUCAUCUAAUUAAGCAAGAAAAAAACGAAUGAAUAGUGGACUCAGUGAUAUGUUUGAAAUGUAAGUUUAUUUAUUGUUGAAAUCGUUUUAAUUCUCUUAUGUUCUAAGAUCAACCGCAAUGACAAGUGUCAUUCGUUCACAAUAGUUGUAUCCAAUACAGAAAUACAAAUAUUUAAUGAACUGGGUACCCAAUAAAAAAUAACAUUUGAGCGCACUCAAUUAUCUCAGUUCCUACCAGAGAUGAGACGAUGAUGAUUGUGGCGGCUGCAGAUCAGGGGUAUUCUACCUUAACCCUACGAGGUCUGGCAUGUGCUGGUUUUGUUCUACCUGAUAAUUAAUUGGACCCACGUCUAAAUCAGUAUCUGAUUAGAGGGGAACAAUAAAAACAAGCAAGUGGAACUGGCUUCGCGGUCCAAAAGCCAGUUAGCACAGAAUAUAUGUUCAGGCUCUAGGGGUUGCCAACAAAGUCCAAAUCCAUCAAAUUAUUGUAAAGAAUUUAGGGACUGUCUUUUUUUUGUGAAAACGUUGUCUAAAAUAGCAUGGCCUACAUAUACAGUAAGUGUGAUGCACGUGACAUUAUGGGAACUUCGAGAGAAAAAACAAACACAUUAUAUCGGAGUUGUCUCUUAAAAUUGGAGACGGUCUAUUCAUGAGGCUAGCAUAACAUCUCACUCUCUUUUGUAUUGAAUCUAGGCGGUUAACGUGAGAUUCAACUCUUACCCUACGAGGUCUGGAGGGGUAUCCCGAUCUCUAGGCCUAAACGGCAUUCUCCUUUUGUAGGCUACCAUGACGAUUCCACGUGGGCAAAAACAUUGCAGCCUAAAUGUAAUUAUACUCUGUUAAUUAUAUGAUUCAAAUUACGAUGAAAAGACAGGAAUUUCACUAACAUUCAUAACUGAAUGUUUAUGAUGCAAAUCAAAUAGGCGAAACUUUGUGCAAACUCGACAGUUGUCCAUUUUGCGCGCCUCUUAUCCCCGCGACCCAGUAUUUUACCCCUUAUGCAUGAUAUUAGGGCUAUAUACGGCCAGU